AUGGCGGCGCGGCGCCUAGCGCUCCAAGAAGCAGCGGAGGAGUUGGCUCAAGCAGCGGUUUCGCCACCCGCGCGAGGACAACUAUCAGGGACGCAAGCCGCUAUUUCACUUCCUGAGGUUACGAGCCCCAGUAUCGCUACACAAGCGGAACAAGGGGAGAAGUUUGCCCACAUGCAACCAGAUCCGCCGGCCACGGGCCAGGUAAAAGCGGUGGCCUCACAAGAGCGGGCAGGAGGUCAAGAGAUUAUAGGCGAGGAUAGCGAGGACCAGACCGAGGAGACAAACACUGAUCCGGCUGCGUCGGAAGAGAUCAAAGUGCCACAUUCACAGUCAGCCGGGGCACUAAAUCCAACGGUCGGCCUAACUGACGGGGCCGGUACGCACUCGCUUCUUAAGUCUUCCGAGAAGGCCCGGAAACGAGCAAGGGGCUGGACGAGGAUUGGCUCCGAGUACGACAGGUCCAGUGCUGAUGACUCUCAAGAGGAACGAGAGAGGAUCAUUUCGACAAUUGAUCGCGGAAUCGGGUCGGCUGCCCAAGGCUCUGGCGCCUGUACGAGCACGAGCAACAAAAGCCCCGACGGACGUAGCGGAGUUAACGGCUCAACUUGCGCUUCACCCGGUCAUCACACCGGCUACUGGUAA
Peronospora matthiolae is the source of this 642-nucleotide messenger RNA. Lineage: Eukaryota; Oomycota; Peronosporomycetes; Peronosporales; Peronosporaceae. The record is from the annotation of a GenBank genome assembly.